Colletotrichum gloeosporioides is the source of this 1086-nucleotide messenger RNA. RefSeq lists its product as uncharacterized. The transcript is spliced from 2 exons. NCBI's taxonomy places the organism in Eukaryota, Fungi, Ascomycota, Sordariomycetes, Glomerellales, Glomerellaceae. The record is from RefSeq and is a predicted model, not a curated record. Bases 1 to 1086 code for a protein of 361 amino acids. Gene Ontology annotation, molecular function: protein binding.
AUGUUUUCCAUUCAGCAUCCCCCGUGCGGAUAUCUCCUCCUAGCCUUGAUUUCCUCCUUGGUCCUUGUAGAAGCGGCCCCGAACCCUUCCAAGGCCUGCCCGCCGUUCACCAAAGGCAGCUUCACAAUCCAGCAGUACCAGCUAUACCCGGAAAAUGCGGACUGGGACGUUAACAACUGUAUCGUCUACUUUGGGUCCUUGUUCAACGCCAGCGUAGCCGUGUACGACCCGUACAAGGACUCGAUGGUGGACAUCCUCACCUUCGACGGCAUCACGCACAACCCAACCCUCCAUAUCGGCGGCGUCCAAGUCGACCCGCACACCAAGCUCGUCUCCGUGGUCGUCGACGCCGCCGCCGCCUUCAACACCGCCGGCCAGGACAUCUCGGGCGACAACUUCAUCAUCAAGUACGACCCCGCCAAGAAGCAGGUCCUCUGGAACAAGAACAUCACCGCCGUGACGAACGGCCAGUACGGCGGCUUCCAGGACAUCGAGCACGACCCCCGCGGGAACACGUACGUCGUCGGCUCGUUCCCGGGAACCAUCAUGAAAGUCGACCCCCAGGGGUCCGCCGUCGACCCCUGGUUCCUCCCGCAGCAGAUCAACCAUACCAAGAUGGGCUUUUCCGGGCUCGCGGCGACGGGGGAUAUCCUCUUGGCGAACAACAACGAGGACCGCCAGAUUUACCGGUUCAAUAUGAAGGACGACAAGGGAAAGCCUGAGCUGGUGCCGAGAACGCCCGAGGUCAGCCUGGACAGCACGGAUGCGAUAUACCUGCCGCCGAGAUAUGACGGAAAGGUCCUGCUCAUCGCAGAGAACCUCAAGGGUAUCACCGUGCUGCGGUCUAAAGAUGGGUCGUGGAAAUCAGCUGAGCACCUAGGCACCGUUCCCAAUAACUCUACGGCAGCCCAGGGCGGAAUAGUCACGGCGCCGGUACAGAUUGGGGACAACCUCUUCAUGGUGGAGGAGUUCUUCGCAGACCCUCCCGUGUCCGGCUCAACCGCAGGAAACAGAACGAGUUUCCCAUUGGUUGACAUCACUUCCGACGUUGAAAGGUUGCUGAAAAGGUCAGCCGGCCGUAGAUGA